AUGUGUCCAGAGCUGUGGUCCUCAGGCGUGUCCAAAGCUGUGGUCCUCAGACGUGUCCAAAGCUGUGGUCCUCAGACGUGUCCCAAGCUGUGGUCCUCAGGCGUGUCCAAAGCUGCGGUCCUCAGACGUGUCCCAAGCUGUGGUCCUCAGACGUGUCCAGAGCUGUGGUCCCCAGACGUGUCCAGAGCCGUGGUCCUCAGGCGUGUCCAAAGCUGCGGUCCUCAGACGCGUCCCAAGCUGUGGUCCUCAGGCGUGUCCAGAGCUGCGAUCCUCAGACGUGUCCAGAGCUGCGGUCCUCAGACGUGUCCCAAGCUGUGGUCCUCAGUUGUGUCAAGAGCUGUGGUCCUCAGGCGUGUCCAAAGCUGUGGUCCUCAGACGUGUCCAAAGCUGUGGUCCUCAGACGUGUCCCAAGCUGUGGUCCUCAGACGUGUCCCAAGCUGUGGUCCUCAGACGUGUCCAGAGCUGUGGUCCUCAGACGUGUCCAAAGCUGCGGUCCUCAGACGUGUCCCAAGCUGUGGUCCUCAGACGUGUCCCAAGCUGUGGUCCUCAGGCGUGUCCAAAGCUGUGGUCCUCAGACGUGUCCCAAGCUGUGGUCCUCAGGCGUGUCCAGAGCUGUGGUCCCCAGACGUGUCCAGAGCUGUGGUCCUCAGGCGUGACCAGAGCUGUAUUCCUCAGGCGUGUCCAAAGCUGUGGUCCUCAGGCGUGUCCAAAGCUGCGGUCCUCAGACGUGUCCCAAGCUAUGGUCCUCAGGCGUGUCCAAAGCUGCGGUCCUCAGACGUGUCCCAUGCUGUGGUCCUCAGACGUGUCCAGAGCUGUGGUCCUCAGACGUGUCCAAAGCUGUGA
Messenger RNA from Procambarus clarkii (red swamp crayfish), 843 nucleotides. The record is from RefSeq and is a predicted model, not a curated record. NCBI's taxonomy places the organism in Eukaryota, Metazoa, Arthropoda, Malacostraca, Decapoda, Cambaridae.